Molecule: messenger RNA, 1263 nt
Organism: Humulus lupulus (European hop)
Lineage: Eukaryota; Viridiplantae; Streptophyta; Magnoliopsida; Rosales; Cannabaceae
Exons: 1
Coding region: 1-1263 (420 amino acids)
Biological process (GO): proteolysis
Molecular function (GO): nucleic acid binding; aspartic-type endopeptidase activity; zinc ion binding
Source: RefSeq, a predicted model, not a curated record
AUGCCUCCACGAAGAGCUGUACGACGAAGAGCGAAUAGGGCUCAGGCAUUAGAAAACCCGAACCCAGAAAAUGCCAACAUGGAUGCAGCUACGCUGUUGGGAAUUAAUCAGGCACAAGCUGAAGAGAUUGCUCGUCUUCGACAAGAACUUAAUCGGGCAUCGGAUGUUGGGAGGCCCCCAGCCCAGCAAAUUGUGGAAGUGAGGCCACAACAACUCGUUCAUCAAGAUCUGAUAUACGAAUAUUUUCGGAAGCUGCACCCUCCACCUUUCGAGGGAGGCGUGGAUCUGAUGGAAGCUGAAGAAUGGAUGAGCUCUAUGGAAUCUAUUUUCGAACUGAUGCAGUUGGAAGAUCAAGCUAAAGUAUCCCGUGCUACAUAUAUGCUGAAGAAGGAUGCCCGCAUCUGGUGGGAAAACACGAAGUUUAUCCAUGAUGUCAGAGCCAUGACAUGGGCGGGGUUCGUACAAGUUUUCAAUGAACAAUUUUAUAAUGAGACUAUUAGAGCUUCUAAGGUGGAUGAAUUUGUGAACCUGAUCCAGGGAAAUACUAUUGUAGCCCUGUAUGCGCAACAGUUCAAUAGGCUGGCUAAGUUUGCUGGAAAUUUAGUGGCCAACGAGGAAGCUAAGGUCGACAAGUUCAUGAGAGGGCUCAAGCCAAUGAUUGCCCGAGAUGUAGAAAUGGCUAGUACGGAGAGGAUCACCUUUGCACAGGCAUUGAAACGAGCACUGAAAUCAGAAAGAAUGGAGGACAGGAUUUGGAAAGAAAGUGCAGCGAGAAGGGAAGCUGGCAAACCUAAUCAUCAGAGUAAUGACCACAAAAGGAAGACCCCUGAAGGUUCUGGAAGUAACAAUCAACCUGAGAAAAGAGCCAAGUCUGGAUUUCAGAAUCGACCAGCUCAGUUGGGACCAAGGAAAGAGAGUUCGCAUUGUAAUAAGUGCAACAAAAAACAUCCUGGGGAGUGCAGAGCUCACACCAGGAGUUGCUACAACUGUGGACAAGAGGGCCACUACAAGAAGGAUUGUCCCAAAGGCAGGUCAGUCAAGGAAGCUGAGGCUAAACAGGAGGACAAGUUUGUACUGGCACGAGUCUUUGCGCUGACGCAGAAGGAAGCUGAAGCCAGUACCUCGGUUGUCACAGGUCAGAUUCCUAUAGCCAAUCUCUUAUGCAAUGUGUUAGUUGAUUCGGGUGCUAGCCAUUCUUUUAUAUCAACGUGCAUGAUAGAGAAAAUAGGAAGACCUAGAGAGGUUUUUUUCGAUAGGCUUUAG